Colletotrichum abscissum is the source of this 1881-nucleotide messenger RNA. RefSeq lists its product as uncharacterized. NCBI's taxonomy places the organism in Eukaryota, Fungi, Ascomycota, Sordariomycetes, Glomerellales, Glomerellaceae. The record is from RefSeq and is a predicted model, not a curated record. The coding region runs from base 1 to 1881 and encodes 626 amino acids. The transcript has 3 exons.
AUGGCUUCGGAACAUUAUUACCAAGCACUUGAGAAUCAGCUCAUCCAACACCAUUCAUGGGGCUAUGCGGACCAUGUUCUCUCAAUUCCCUCGCAGAAUGGGACUGUCUUCUCAGAAACACCUCUACAGUCCGGCAACUAUGCUGAGGGUUAUCUACCUGCUAACUUGGAAGCGUCUGCCAACCACAUGCUCCUCUCCAACGCAAACUUUGAGAGCGACAUCGGUGCCAUGGGGUUAUCUGAUCUCAAUGUAAAGACCGCUGAUCAUGUAACAGACAUGAUUAUUCCUCGGCACCAUGACAAUCCAUACGCUUGGGGUUCACCAGAAAUGAUUCCUCAAGAAGUCGAAAUGGAUUAUUCUGCUUUCAUGAUGCUCGAUGACUCCUCUGCCAUCAACGUUGGUUUACAUGAAAGUAGCGGGUCGACCACCUUCCAUGAACAAUGUUCAGCAUCGAAUGCCAUGAUGUUAUUUCCAGGAACUUCGGUAUCUUUCGCUGGGCCAUCAGAUACUCGGCAGAUGAGCUACGUUGAGCCAACGACAAUAUGCGAAGACCAAGCGAUUCUAAACAAUGUCACUCCACUACCUAAAUCUCAACGGCCAGCAAGCCGAAAGACAAUUCGCAGCGCGAAGAAGGUAUCCCACUCUGAUACUAAAUGGGAUGAGCUUCGAAAAGAUCAUCUCAAUCGCCUCUACAUCAAGGAGAAUCACACCCUGGAUGAAGUAGUCUUUGAAUUGGCUGCUAUCCACAAUAUCGAGAUCGGGAAGUCUACAAUCGAGAGACGACUCAAAGACUGGCCGGAAUUCUCAAAAAAUAACGUCAGCCAGCAGCACCAACAGGAGGGCGUCUCGACGCGCCGACGUACUGCAUCGGCAUUGAUGUCCUUGGGACCAAACUCCACCUCCCCUUUUGCACAGUUUCCAUUUGUCUCUCUGAAUACCACAAGACGACAAGCCGAAGUCGAGAGAAUACGGGAACUAUCCCCCGCUACCUAUCUCCACCAGGAGAGGAUGUUCCACGCGCUAGAUCAGCUCGUCAAAGGUCUUCUCGCCGCGGGCAAGAAAAGCUGGACAGUCGACCCAAUACGACCCAUCUCCUUCAUCGCACCAAACAGUAGCGGCCGUACAGAACAUGCGUUGACGACACGUCGUCCACCAACCUCACAAGACUGGGAACCUCUCGUCGAAAAGUGCCGCGGCAUGGCGACCCUCGCAGAGACAUCGCAAUUCAGCGAACUCCGGUCAGUAUUCGGCAACGUCCUGGCAUUGACAAAGCAAAUGGUACAGAUCUGCGCCCCAGAUUUCCUCGUCUACUUCUGGAAAAUCUGCAUCGCCCUCUUCCAAGUCCGCAUCGGAGGCCGGAAAGACUACCUCUGCCUGCGCCUCUUCCUUCACAACCUCGGCGCCCACCUUACGAGAUCCCCCGCGGUCGGCGCGCACCACGCCGUCACUGUCUUCACAGCGUCGCUGAUCGGCGUCGUCGAGUCGGAGCCGCUCGACCUCAAGGUCACGCUUGGCCUGGCGUACUGGAAGGCCAUCCACGUGCUCGCCAGCCUGCUGGGCGGCGACCACGCUAUCGUGCUGAACAUGACGACCCACUGCGGAAUCCUCGGCUCCGUGGGCGCUAUCGGAAAGGAUAUCUCGUUGCAGCUGGACUAUCUGCGCACCGUGUCUGCGAAGAAGAACUACGCCCCGGACGUCAUACAGCGGGCAGACGAGCUCUGCAGGAUCACCCGAGAUAUCAGCCUGAGCAAGGCAACUACGGGCCGCCUGAAAACGACCGUCACGACUCGAGCCUUUGAUUUCGCGACGGAACUGCUGACGGCGCACCACCUAGAGGCAGCAAGCCACGCGCGCGACGGGGAUUCCGUGGAGGCCAGUUAG